This is a messenger RNA of Chironomus riparius, 1960 nucleotides long. The record is from the annotation of a GenBank genome assembly. NCBI's taxonomy places the organism in Eukaryota, Metazoa, Arthropoda, Insecta, Diptera, Chironomidae.
GAGAUUAUACGAGUUUAGUUUUAAGGAAGAAGAAGGAAGAAGAAGGAGUGAAAUAAAUAAAGUCUGAAGCCUGAAGAAGUAGAAAUCAUUAGAUUAUAAACAAUGGGAAGUGCAGGAGCAUCAUCGAAACCGAUUCAAGACACGAAAUUUGAUUUGCAAGCACCAAUAAAAACAAUGGCAGACGAUCAAAAUGAAUCAAAAAGUAGUAGUAAAAAACCUCUUGAGAAUCCAGGAACGAUGGAAGAGUUGCAUAAGAAAUGUAAAGACGUCAUGCCAGUGUUCUUUGAAGGUGCAAAACUAAUGGUGAACAAAGGACUCAGUAAUCAUUUUCAGGUCUCCCAUACCAUCAAUUUGUGUUCAGCUAGUCCAAGUGGUUACAGAUUUGGAGCGACUUAUGUCGGAACCAAGCAAUUUUCACCAUCGGAAGCUUUUCCCGUCAUUCUCGGAGACAUUGAUCCUUCAGGAAAUCUUAAUGCUAACAUUAUCCAUCAAUUCUCUCCCAAUAUUCGAUGUAAAUUCGCAUCCCAAAUCCAACAAAGUAAAAUGACAGCGGCACAACUCACUACAGACUAUAGAGGACAAGAUUUCACGGCAUCUAUGACUGUUGGAAAUCCCAAUUUAAUAAAUAACUCGGGAGUUUUUGUAACUCAUUAUCUUCAAUCUGUAACAAAUAAAUUAAGCUUAGGUGCUGAGCUUGCGUAUCAAUAUGGACCAGCUGUUCCCGGCGGAGAAAUUGCCAUUGUUUCUGCUGCUGGACGAUAUGGUGACGAAAAUUCAGUAUGGAGUGGUACAUUAGGAAUGACAGGAAUACAUUUAUGUUAUUAUCAGAAAGCAAGUGAACAACUUCAAAUUGGCGUAGAGCUAGAAACAAGUUUCCGAAUGCAGGAAUCGACAGCUACGAUUGGCUAUCAAGUAGAUUUACCCAAAGCAGACUUAGUGUUUCGCGGUAUGGCUGAUACAAAUUGGAAUAUUGCAGCUGUUUUAGAAAAGAAACUUCAACCCUUACCAUUUACAUUUGCAUUAUGUGGAUUAAUGAAUCAUCAGAAGAAUUCCUUUAGACUUGGUGUGGGUCUAAUUAUCGGUUAGUCAUGAAAUUGUAAGAAAGAUUUAAUCUGUGUAGCAAGAUAUAACGAGAAAUGCACUUUAAUCUUGUUAUUAAGGCUUAGUAGAGAUUUUUUGCUUAUAUUAUAGAGAACUGAAAAAUAUUAUAAAUACUUACUAAUUGGUUCCAACAUACAACACGAAGAACGUUCAUUCUUUAUGUUUCAAACAGAAAUCCGUACGACUUUAAGAGAUAAAAAUUUUUUUACAAAACAUUUUCAAAAAUUUUCUUUUGUUUUCCAUUGGAUACGUUAAAAAACAUUUUUAUUGGACACUAAGGAACAGUGAAUUUAUGUCUUUUCAUGUAAGAUUUUUAACUGAAAUUUUUUGAAUUCGGACAGUUCUGAAGCAAGUUUCAAGAUUUUUGAAUUUGAAUAGUUUCUAACGGAUAAAUUUUGAAUUCGGACGGUUUUGUAGUCAACUUCAGAGAUUUUGGAUUUGAAAAAUAAAACUUCGUUAAAUUUUUAAAUAUGAUUAAUAUGAGUUUUUCUUUAAUCUUUAACAAACUGCUGCAAUAUAAAGGAAGAAUAGGUUUUAAUUCUGCAAAAAAAAAACUUGAAUUUGUAUGAAAAGAUAUGAAUUUAUUGGUAAAGAACUUGACUUUUACUGUGGACAAAUUAAAUUAAUCCUUUUUUGAUGCAUUUAAAAAACUACUGAGUGGGAAUUUAUUCUUCCCAGGAAUAGGAAAACAAUGUUAGCCAAAAACCAAAUUUUAUUCUCCAAACAGAAGAAUUUUUUUGUGCAUUCGAACACGGUGCAUAAAAAAAGCAGCAAACAAAGUCAGAUUGUGUAAUAAAACAAAAUGCUACGAUAAUACAAACAAACAAAAAAAUGUUAUGUAAAAAAGAGAGUAAAAGAA